AGAGGCCAUGGUUUCGGAGUCCAACCCCCCUCCCGCCUAAAACGUUGUCUUUUUGUUUUAUUAAUUAAAAAAAUGAAACCGUGUCAAAAGGUUACUUUGUAUUUUAAUAGUAUAUAAAUAACCAAGUCUGCCUUCCUUACCCUCAUUCUUAUCUUUUUCUUUUUCUACAACUACUUUUUCCAUUCUUUCUCCUGUCAUAAGCUACAACAACAAUAAAAACAGCCACUAAUCUUUGUUUCCAGGUGGGAAAUGGAGUUUGAGCAACCCAUGUUUAGAGAAACAACGGAAGCCCUGAAAUUGAAGGCAGCAAAUGAUAGUAAGACUUCAACCAGGGACAGGCAUAAGUCGCCAGGAUCAACAUGCCGUUCCUAUGUUUCCAGCAAACUCUUCCAUGGCUCGGAAUCAUUCAGGGCUCUAGAGAUGGGUGUGCCAAAGGUUGACUCCACCGAGAAAAAGCUGUCUUGGCUACGAUCUCAAAUCACUGGUGGUGAUGCAGAAUUUGACUCUCCUUUUGGAACUAGAAAACUUACUUAUGCUGAUCAUACUGCAUCGGGUCGCUCUUUUCACUAUAUCGAAAACUUCAUCGUCACCAAUGUUCUGCCAUUCUACGGUAACACUCACACGUCUGACAGUUAGGUGGGGCACAGGACGACGAAAAUGGUGCAUGAAGCGUCAAACUUUGAAAUUGUUAUACAUGUAAUCGAUAAUCAUUCCUUAGUGUUGACCUUUAGAGUUCAAGGAAUGUCUCGUACCCAAAUAAUUUUUGGGUUUUUCCUAUAUGUAAUAAUAAUAUUAAUUACCAAA
Durio zibethinus is the source of this 804-nucleotide messenger RNA. RefSeq lists its product as uncharacterized. NCBI's taxonomy places the organism in Eukaryota, Viridiplantae, Streptophyta, Magnoliopsida, Malvales, Malvaceae. The record is from RefSeq and is a predicted model, not a curated record.